Molecule: messenger RNA, 2270 nt
Organism: Vitrella brassicaformis
Lineage: Eukaryota; Vitrellaceae
Source: the annotation of a GenBank genome assembly
CGAUGAUCAAUGCUUGUGUAGGCUUCAGAUCAACAGCACGUAGGCCAAUGUACGGCGUCGCCUCGCUGCGUGCGUUGUAGGGCUUGUUUCUUGCAGAUCAAGCUUACAUCCAUCCGCGGCAAUGCUGGGCGAAUGGGAUGACCAGAUCAGCCACUUUCACAAGAGGCUGCCGUCAUAAAGCAGUGAGGGCACUGCAGAUGACCACCCCGCCGUCAGCCGCCGAAUUCGAUUACAGUGACCAUCACUUGCUCCCCGAGUCGAGGUAGGCUGGGAUUACAGUGAAGCAAGAAGCCCUUCCUGGUGCGCAGCGCACCAGUGCUUCUCGUUGUUUGGAUCACUCAGGUAUCAGUCAACCUAUUGGCGAUACACUCUCGAAUCACUGCCGCGCAGUGUGGUAAGAUCAUCCUGUCUGCUACACGCACGUCAUCCUUGCUUCGUCCUUUGUUCGCUCUUCACACGUUUCAGAUGCUCGGACGGAUCAGCCAUCGACUCGUUCUCGUCAUGUGCUCAGCCUUUCUGGCAGCGUGUCUGAACGUGGCGUAUCCGUCCAUUUUCGCUGGCGCCAGCACAUCCGCACACUCAAUCGCAGGUUGGUCGUUAUGCAUGCACAAAUGUGCUGCCUUUGGUGGUGUACUUGUCGUGUGCUUUUGCAGGGACCGCGCUAGGUCUCCUACUGGUUUUCCGAACGAACACCGGGUAUAGUAGGUUUUGGGAAGGGCGAACGCUUUGGACAAGGGUGGUCACGGUCAUUCGUAGGAUUGGUGAGUGUAGAGGAGAAAGGGCGCACACGCAGGCAUACACAGACACCCCCACAAGCAAACAAAUCAAGGUGCAGGGUCGUCUAUUGCUCUCUCGGUCCAUUCAGCGUAUUUUUCGUCCAAUUACGUCCCACGUGAGUAUCACGUUCGCCUGGCCAAUCUCUUGUGCGCAUUCCCUUAUGUGUUGAAGCAGCAUCUGUACGUCCACGUACAACGAAUAAGUGCAUGCCCGAAAUCAAUCUUUGCUUUUCUCUUUGUCGCCAGGUACAGCGGCAUGCGGGGCGUCCUGUGUGUGAAGGAGUUUCAAGGCUAGUCAGUUCAGGGCAAGCAGAGAGAACGGCGAGAUCGACGGACCAGUGCAUUGUGCUUGAUUCAGGCUUUCUGGAGGGAGACGAUGUCCGCCUCCUUACGCGGACACAAGGUAGACAAACAGAAAGCGGCGCUCAUGUUUUCACUGUUCCGUCCUUGCAGAGCCCCCCGUUCAGGUGUGUAAGCUCUUGUCAGCUUGUCUCAGACAUGCCAAGGAGCAACAUGGCGGUGAGGCGCCUAACGACAGGGAACGCCUCUACUUGGAGGGUCUCAUAGGUGCGCCCAUUGUACCAACUAGAUAUGAGGCUAGAUCUGAUGUAGGUCGUGUCGACGGGCAGGCCAAUUGGUUGACUUGGCCGGCAACUGUGGACGUAUUGUGAAGGUCCCCGUCCCUUUGGCCUACUCAAGGCACACGUCGAGGUGAGUGAGUCUACAAUCAGUCCCCAUUAGCCAACCGAAUCAUUUUUAAUCAACUCAAGUCGAUUGCGUUUCCUUGGCUGUGUGCAGGUUUCUGUCGCUGUUCACAAUCACCUUGCCUUAUGCAUUGGUUGCAAACUGCGGGUCAGAAGUUGGAAGUAGCGAGGUAGCUGAAACACCGCUGUCUCGCUGCCUGUGCAGGUUCUGGGUCGUGCCAGUAGUGUCCGGAAUCUCAUGGGCCUUCUACAGCAUCGAGUCGAUCGGCCAAUAUAUCGUAAGAUCAUAAGCACACACCUGCCUGUCAUCAUUCCUGGUUGCGCGCGCUCUCUCUUUCUAGGAGAACCCUUUCGACGUUCAUGCGUCACAGGUACUACACGCAUAACAUUACAAGCUGCGCUAGCGACCACACGGGAUGUGUGCGACGGAUGUAUGCCAUUCGUGUGGUUCAUCAGAUAGCGCUCAACCCGCUUUGCCAGUCGAUUACGCGAGACGUGGCACAGAUCUUGUCGCCCCCCUCAGGCUCGCCCUUCAUUUCCACGGAAGCACCUGUCGCUGCCAGAGUCAAUGAAAGGGAAACCUUCAGCAAAUUAUCGGCUGAAGAUGAAGAUAUGGAAGAUAGAACGCCUGGACUGCCUUGACUGACACUCUUCCUUACGUGCGAGUGUGAGAGUGCAUGGUUGAACUCAGUGCAUGUCGUUUUGAGGUCUGUUUUGAGUUCGCAUUGCGGUAAAGCAAUAACAAAAUAUUUGACUUGAUAUUGUCUAUGUGUCACCGUUUGUACGUCCC